Oncorhynchus nerka (sockeye salmon) is the source of this 3671-nucleotide messenger RNA. Its product is annotated as rho guanine nucleotide exchange factor 15-like. Gene Ontology annotation, molecular function: protein binding; guanyl-nucleotide exchange factor activity. The record is from RefSeq and is a predicted model, not a curated record. Gene Ontology annotation, biological process: activation of GTPase activity. NCBI's taxonomy places the organism in Eukaryota, Metazoa, Chordata, Actinopteri, Salmoniformes, Salmonidae.
GCUUCAACAGAAAGACUAAGUCAGAGACUAACACUGAGGACACAGCAUUGUUGAAACUGUUUAAAGGCAGAACACCCUCCAUCUGCAAUACAAUCUCAAGGAUUCAGGAUGUUGUAGUUGCCGAUUAUAGAUAUUUCCUGAAUGGAUUUGAUGUCUUUAUAGCGAAUGAUGGACAACUCGAUUAAUACCUCAAACUGACUGGAAUUGACUCCCAACCAUGCGUACAGGUGAAAAUGACAUGCCCAAACUGACCUCUUGACUUGACCUCUGAUAGGUCAGGGCUCAGAUUGGAAUACCCCCAAAAAUACAGACCAGUCUAAACCCCUCAACAUGUCUUUCCCGGAGCACUUCACGUCCCCCUUACCCCCCAGACCAGAGGCCAAACCCCGGACCCCCAUCUCUAGAAAAAUGCCUUCCUCCAAUGGAGCCCCCUCCACCCCCUCCCAGCUCGGAGAGAUGGGCAGCACAGACCACAAUUCGGGGGGGAAAGUCAACAGCAUUGUGAGUAAGUUCAGCCACCCAGAGACUACACCAACCACCAGUGGAGAUGCUAAACUAACCACCAAUCCAACUCUCCGGACCCGGGGGCCCAGGAGGGCCCCCACAGUCAAACCCAAACCGACCCGGCACUCUGUCCAGCAGUCUGGGGGUCCAGACCAGGCUCCUCCACUGCCCAUGAAUAGGAGCCGGAUCCUGCGGCAGGCCAAAAGAGAGACCCCUGGAGGAGAGGAGGGAAAUGGCAUCACAGUCAGUCGAUCAGCACCUGGCGGAAAGGAGGUAGAGCGACAGCUGAUUGGAGGAGUGGAAGCAGAGGCGGAGCACGGUUCAGACACGCCCCUUAACCCAUGCUUCGACUGGGAAUGCAGCUGUGUUUGCCACGUCCACAUGCCCGGCAUGAAGCUGGUAUGGGUGCCCAUCGAUGAGGAAGAGAAAGAAGAUGAAAAGGAGGAGGAGGUUAAGCUGGAAAGGGAGGAGAGAGAGUGGAGGGAGGGGACCUCCUUGGCCAUAAAACGCCCCCCCACCCCCCCUAAACAGACCCAAUCUUUCCCAAGCCAUUUUAAAGCUUCCAUAGAGGAGGAGGAAGAGUCUAUAUAUGAAACUACUCUACUAAUGGUGGAUCCAACACCUAGAAAGAUCUGUCAUGAACUGGACAUUCCCCUUAUCAAGGUUCAGAAACCUGUCCAUUGGUCAAAACUGUCCUCGGAGGACAACACUUCGGUCCAGUCCAAUUCGGACCCAUCCCAAACCCAGACUACUGAGGAUGCCUCCGUGGCUAUCCCACCUCGGGUAUCUCUCGCCCAGGACAAGUCCAAAACACCCGGCCACAACCUCAUGCCCAUUCCCAGGGGGGGUAUCGCCUUGCCCCAGCCCACCGCGGAGGAAUGGUGCUCCCUGCGCCCCUCACCCCCCAAUCCUUCCGCCAGUCCCAUAGUACUCCACCGGGCGGGCAACAGAGUCCCUCCACCUCAGCCCCCCAAGACAGGCAUCUCCGUCCAUUCCGUCAAGCAAGCUAUAAAAGAACACGAGGAGGAUGGAAGCGCUGAAGGAGAGGAGAAGGACACAGAAGAAGACAGUGCCCCUCUCAGGACAGGAUGCUUUAUUGGCUGGGAGUCCAGACAGCUGGAUGUGCCUCUGUACCAGACGUACCGUGCUACCGUCAUCCACAAGGAGAUCCGGCGCCAGACGGUGUGCCGCAACACCAGCAAGGCCAGUGCUGACUACCACAUGGACUGGCCUGCACGCCGGGGUGGAGUGGGCAUGGGGGCGGCCGGCGUGGGGGCGGUGGGCAAUGGCAAUGGGGCACCCAGUGCCACUAUUCCGUUGCCCACCCUGGGCCAGAGCACCCUUUGGCAGGACCGACCAGAAGUACGGAAAAGUGGGGUGCUGGAGACCCUCAGCCCUGCACAGUGCAAGUACCAGGAGAGUAUGUUUGAGGUGUUGACUUCGGAAGCGUCGUACGUGCGUUCCCUACGCGUUCUCAAUGAACACUUCCUGGAAUCCCGGGAGCUGGAGGAGGUGCUGAUCAUCCGGGACAGGAAGACUCUCUUCUCCAAUGUCCUGCGAGUCCUGGAGGUCAGCGAGAGUUUUCUGAUGGCCCUAGAGAACCGUAAGCAAGAGAGUCUGGUGUUCUCCGACAUCUGUGACAUCAUCCAUUUCCAUGCUCAGCACAACUUCCCGGUCUACAUCGACUACGUGCGCAACCAAAUCUACCAGGAUAAGACUUACACCUCCCUCAUGAAAACCAAUGUGGACUUUGCCACGGUCAUCACCCGUCUGCAGGAGUCUCCUCAGUGCCAGAGGCUGCCAUUCAUAUCCUUCCUGCUGCUGCCCUUCCAGCGAAUCACACGCAUCAAGAUACUCACCGAGAACAUCCUGAAGAGAACACAUUUGGGGACGAAAGAAGAGCAGACUGCCUCCAACGCCUUGGACUCUGUUUCUAAGAUCAUAGAGGAGUGCAACACCCAGGUGGGAAAGAUGAAACAGGUGGAAGAGCUGAUCCACCUCUCCAAGACGCUGGAGUUUGACAAGCUCAAGGCCAUCCCCAUCAUUUCCCAAACCCGUGUCUUGGAGAAGCGUGGGGAGUUACAGGAGAUGGCCAAAGGGAGCACCCUUUUCAACCUGGGUUACAAGUUCACCCCCGUCUACCUCUUCCUCUUCAACGACCUGCUCAUCAUCGCCACCAAGAAGGGUUCGGAGCGUUUCGUGGUGUUGGACCACGCCCACCGCACCCUGGUCCAGGUUCAGCCAAUAGGAGACGACCAGGUCUCCAACCCUAGCUAUGAACACUGCUUCUGUCUGACUCUACUGGAGAACCACCAGGGACGCAUGAUGGAGAGACUGAUGAAGGCCCCUUCACAGUCUGACCUGCACCGGUGGAUAGCAGCGUUCCCUGACCCCAUGAAACCUGAUGGGGACAAGGAGGAGGUUGUCUAUGAGGACUGGGACUGUCCUCAGGUGCAGUGUGUGGAGCAGUAUGUUGCUCAGCAGGCUGAUGAGCUCAACCUAGAAGCCACUGAGAUCAUCAACGUGGUGCGCAAGACCAACGAGGGUUGGUACGAGGGGAUCCGUCUCUCCAACGGACAGAAGGGUUGGUUUCCUGUGGAGAACGCUGUAGAGAUCACCAACGAGCAUGUGAGGCGGCGGAACCUUCGAGAACGCUAUCGGGUCAUUCAGGCCGCCAGCAUUGUCACCAACAACAUGACCAAGACUACCCCGUAAUGUUGGCGGGAACAUCAGGAGAACAUCGACAGACACUCCGCAGAAUGUCAGUCGAAACGUUUACAUAACGUCACUAGAACGUUGCUGGAAUAUUAAACUGGAUAGGGGAGAGUGAACCAGUGCUUGCUAUGCAUACUCCCCUGAAGAACUCUUAGCUGGAGACCUAAGGAGCAUUUGGAGGAGCUCGAUCUUAUCAAAUUGUUUGAUUGGCAUGUUUUGUUUUGUUCAAAUGAGUCAUUUGAUGAAGUUAUGGGAUAGGGUUUCUUUAGGGAACUUUUAAGAACCAGGAAAUGAUAUGUAGUCUUACAGGAGGAAAAAAGGAUGAGAAACUUCUUCUGAACCUAGUAUACCUAUCCCUGUAAAGUGUGUGUGUGUGUGUGUGUGUGUGUGUGUGUGUGUGUGUGUGUGUGUGUGUGUGUGUGUGUGUGUGUGUGUGUGUGUGUGUGUGUGUG